AUGAAAGCCUUUUCCGCAACACACGUUCUCAGCUUUUCUGCGACUAUAGGACAAUGUCUAGCUGCAGUUACGCAGGGAAUCCCUGAAAACACCUACAAUCGUCUGGUUGAGAUGGCCACCAUCUCUCAAUCUGCUUAUGCAGAUUUGUGUAAGCUUCCAGCAACUAUCGUCACGGUCGAGAAGAUAUACAACGCCCAAACAGAUAUCAAUGGAUGGGUUCUCCGUGAUGAUAGCCGUCAGGAAAUUAUCGUCGUCUUUCGCGGCACUGCCGGUGAUACGAACUUGCGGCUCGAUACCAAUUACACUCUCGCUCCUUUUGACACCUUGCCUGAAUGUGUCGGCUGUGCCGUGCAUGGUGGAUACUAUCUUGGAUGGAUCUCUGUCCAAGAUAAAGUCGAGUCGCUUGUUCAAAAGCAAGCUACUCAGUAUCCGGAGUAUGCACUGACGGUGACGGGUCACAGUCUGGGUGCCUCGAUGGCGGCAAUAACUGCCGGUCAGCUGUCCGCUAAAUACGAUCAGGUCAGACUGUACACCUUUGGCGAACCACGUACCGGAAACAAGGCAUACGCAUCGUAUAUGAAUGAGAAGUUCAAAGUGGCGAGCCCCGAGACCACCCAGUUCUUCCGGGUCACCCAUGCAAACGAUGGGAUCCCAAACCUGCCCCCGGCUGAACAAGGCUAUGUCCAUGCCGGCGUUGAAUACUGGAGUAUUGAGCCCCAAGGCUCUCAUAACACGUUUACCUGCACGGGCAACGAGGUUCAGUGCUGCGAAGCCCAGGGAGGACAGGGGGUGAAUGAUGCUCAUGUAACAUAUUUUGGGAUGGCGAGCGGAGCUUGCACCUGGUAG
Messenger RNA from Penicillium griseofulvum, 846 nucleotides. Its product is annotated as lipase family protein. Gene Ontology annotation, biological process: lipid metabolic process. NCBI's taxonomy places the organism in Eukaryota, Fungi, Ascomycota, Eurotiomycetes, Eurotiales, Aspergillaceae. The record is from RefSeq and is a predicted model, not a curated record. Bases 1 to 846 code for a protein of 281 amino acids. The transcript has 2 exons.